Sinocyclocheilus grahami is the source of this 3595-nucleotide messenger RNA. RefSeq names its product serine/threonine-protein kinase PRP4 homolog. Gene Ontology annotation, molecular function: protein serine/threonine kinase activity; ATP binding. Lineage: Eukaryota; Metazoa; Chordata; Actinopteri; Cypriniformes; Cyprinidae. The record is from RefSeq and is a predicted model, not a curated record. The coding region runs from base 214 to 3171 and encodes 985 amino acids. Gene Ontology annotation, biological process: peptidyl-serine phosphorylation; peptidyl-threonine phosphorylation; mRNA cis splicing, via spliceosome. The transcript is spliced from 15 exons.
UAGAGGUCCAAACGAUUGAUUCAACGAUUCAGUCAAUUUGUUCUAAAUUUGCACUGUACAAUAAUGUAUACCGAGAAGGAAAUUGUAAUAACAUUUUAAAUUGAUAUUUGGAGGACAGUUUGAUUGCUUAUUUUUAAGUUAGUACUGGUAGCAUAGCCUGACUGAAUUGUGAAUCGACUCUCUUUGUCAAUCGACUCAGCCGGAAUAAUCAAGAUGGCGAACAUGGACGUGUUAGCCAAAACAAUAGCAAAGGAUUAUGUAGAUGAUGUGGAGAGCUCUGACAGUGUGGAUGAAAGUGAAUAUGUACCUGGUGAAGAUGGAGCUAGAAAAGCAGAUAACAUGGACAUUGCCAGGGUGGAAAUACACAAGAGAAGAAAACACAAACAUCGGAGCAAGCACAGAAAACAUAAAUGUCCCUCAGCAGAUGACAGGGACCACAAGCACAAGUACAAACGCAAACAUAAGCGGAAACACAGAGACUCACUCCGGGAUGAUCAAGACUGUUCUGCUGGCUAUGAAGGUGCAGUCAUCUCUCCAAAGCGAUCCAGACUUGAUGACCUUGCUGCUCUGGAGUAUCUGGAGAAACAAAAGGCCAUGAUUCAAGCAGAGCUUGAUAAUGAGCUGAUGGAAGGGGCUGUGCAAUCAGGUAUGGGACUGAUAUUACAGGGUUAUAACUCCGAUUCAGAGGAGGAUGAGGAGAUCCAGCAAGCUGUGCGAAAUGGUGAGCAGAGAGAAGAUUUUGAUGAGCAAGUAAUAGCGAUGGGACAUAUUGGAAGAUCUCGACAGGAUUACAUAGAUGAUGAAAAAAUUGAUCCCUGGCUGGAAGACAGAAGCAUGUCUGACGAGAUGGCAGUUCGGGCCCAUAAAUCAGAAAAAAGAGUAAGUAAGAAUGGGUUAGAUGUUAACAUCAGUGAGAAACCUUGUAGUCCCAUCCAAGCAAGGGAGUGGAGACGAUCCCGAAGCAAUGAGAGAUCCAAAGACAGUGGUCAGAGGUCUAAAUCUCCUGUGAAGUCCAAGGGAUUGCCACCAAGCAACAGAAAAUCAACUACACGGCCUGAAGUGCAAAUUGAAGACCACAGAUCCUCAGAAAGAAGGAGCAAGUCAAGGUCUAAAGAAAGAAACACAAGCUUGCCAGAAUCUGACAGAGAGAGAGACAAAAAAUCUGUUAAUGCACCCUCAAAAGAAGCAUCAUCUGGAAAAGAGAAUCAAUCUCCUAGCAGAAAACAAGGUCCAGAACAGCACAGUCUAUCUGUUCGGCCUAGGGGCCACCGCUCACCUGAACGCUUCCCUGUUGUUCAGAGCACAGACAGGGCAUCCAGACAGGACAAAUCUUCAUGUCACAACAGACCCCCUCCAAGGAGAGGCCCAUCUCAGUCUUUUGAGAGGAGACGGAGAGAAGAACGACAGAGAUUCUCCAAUGAUAGGAUGCGAUCUCGUGAUGCCACAGAGGGCCAUAGAGAGGAGAGUCCCUCUCUGAACUCCAGACGAAGGUUAAACCACUCCCCUGUCAGACGAAGGUCCCGUUCUCCCAGGAGACUAACCAGCAGGUCUCCUCUUGCACACAGAUCUAGGGAGCAUGGCAGGAUGGAGCGCAGACUGCAGGUGCGUUCGGGAUCACAGGAAAGGAGGAAGAGAAGGAGCAGGGAAAGAGAGGACAUGUUUAAGGGCAGUCUGUCUGAAGGAAUGAAGCCUGAAAAGGAGGACUCAGAUGAUGACGUGCUGGAGGAUUAUGACGUUGAUGAAGAGGACGAGGAGGCUUUGAUAGAGCAGCGGAGACUUCAGCGCUUGGCCAUCAUUCAGAAAUAUAAGCCAGUAAAUGAGGACAGUAACAUAUCAGGACUCUCGGAUCACGGCAGUCCUCAGAGUAGCACUCAAAGCAGAUCGCCAUCACCUGAUGACAUUCUCGAGCGUGUGGCUGCUGAUGUCAAAGCCUACGAGCAAGAGAACCUGGACACGUUUGAGGAUAAUGUGAAGGCCAAGCAUAGUCUUGUUUCUCAAGAAAAAAAUGGUGGUAAUCUGAAAAAGCCACCAGCGCCUGAUAUGUUCACAGAGUCAGAUGACAUGUUCACUGCUUACUUUGACAGUGCCAGGUUACGGGCCACAGGCAUUGGCAAGGACUUUAAGGAGAACCCAAGUCUCAGAGAUAACUGGACAGAUGCAGAGGGCUAUUACCGUGUGAACAUUGGCGAGGUGUUGGACAAACGGUACGGGGUGUACGGCUAUACUGGACAGGGUGUCUUCAGUAAUGUGAUCCGAGCCAGAGACUUAGCCCGAGCCAAUCAGGAAGUGGCGGUGAAAAUAAUCCGCAACAAUGAGAUGAUGCAAAAGACAGGCCUCAAAGAGCUGGAGUUUCUGAAGAAACUGAAUGACGCAGAUGCAGAUGAUAAGUUCCACUGUUUACGGCUCUUUAGACACUUUUAUCACAAGCAGCAUCUGUGUCUGGUGUUCGAACCACUCAGCAUGAACCUGCGGGAGGUGUUGAGGAAGUAUGGUAAGGAUGUUGGGCUACACAUCAAGGCUGUGCGUUCGUACAGCCAGCAGCUUUUCCUGGCCCUCAAACUCCUCAAACGCUGCAACAUCCUGCAUGCUGACAUCAAACCCGACAACAUUCUAGUGAACGAAUCCAAGACCAUCCUCAAGUUGUGCGACUUUGGCUCAGCGUCACAUGUGGCUGACAAUGACAUAACACCAUAUCUGGUCAGCCGCUUCUACAGGGCACCUGAGAUCAUCAUCGGAAAGUCAUAUGAUUACGGAAUCGAUAUGUGGUCUGUUGGCUGCACUCUCUAUGAACUAUACACAGGAAAAAUCCUUUUCCCCGGAAAGACAAAUAACCACAUGCUAAAACUUGCCAUGGACCUGAAAGGAAAAUUGCCUAAUAAAAUGAUCAGGAAGGGUCUGUUCAAGGACCAGCACUUUGACCAAAACUCGAACUUUUUGUAUACAGAGAUCGACAAGGUCACUGAGAGGGAAAAGGUCACUGUCAUGAGUACUAUUAACCCAACUAAGGACCUGUCGAUGGACAUGGUGGGUCGCCAGGCGCUACCAGAGGACCAGCGAAAGAAGGUUGUUCAGCUCAAAGAUCUGUUGGACCAGAUUCUGAUCCUGGAUCCUGCCAAGCGGAUCACCAUCAACCAGGCAUUACAGCAUCCUUUUAUCCAGGAGAGGAUAUGAUCGGCAGCAUAUCUCAGAGAUUUAUGAUGGUUUUGUAUCUGCAGAUAUGACUCGGACAACAAAAGACGUUUGCAUAUUUUAUUGCCAUGCUGUUUUAUUUGUAGUACAUUUCAGAGCAGGACACAAUCAAGAUUUACUUUAUUUUAUUAUUAUUGUUAUUAUUAGAUAGGGUGACCAUAUGUCCUCUUUUUGGACCUAAAAAAAUGCGUCCGGCUGGGAUUUCUAAAUCAACCAAUAUGUCCGGGAUUCGGCUUUUACUUUCUACAGUCGCCAUUCAUCGUGUGCAUUUUUGUAUUAAAGCCCUGCGCGGGACUGUUUUCUUAAUCCCCCCCUGCUGAAUUUCUUACCAUUACUGCCUGCUCACGCAAACAUUAUAAUAUUGCAUCAUGUAAUUUUCGCGCAUCAGGGAGCCACUAUCAGUAUG